GCUCCUUCUUCUUCUUCUCCUCCUCCUCCUCAUCGCACCACCCGCGAGCGGUCAGCAUGGCUGUGGCCGAGGCCGCGAUGCCCGCAGUCACGUCGUUCCCGAGCGUCCAAGCCAUGGAGGGAAAACAGUUUGACAACCUGUGCAAGGUGGACGCGUGCGCGCGGAGCGGCGCAGCAGGUGGCGCGCACAACCCGCUGAUUGAGGUGGCGUUCAGCAUCGUGCAGUCUCCCGCGCUGCCUCCCAGAGACGACGACGAGCUGGGGAGGUUCUUGGACCUCGAGUUCAUUCUGUCCAACACCAUCGACUCCGACGCGGUGAGCAGCUGCAGCGUUUCUCCGCCCCAGCCGCAGCAGCAGCAGCAGCAGUGCGCGUAUUCUCUCCCGGAGUCUCCGGAGAGCUGCGGCUCUGUGCCCGACUGCGGCGAGCACCCCGCCUCCCCGCACCUGGCGGCGCAGAGCUACCGCGGCGCCGCGGGCUUCGCAGGUUCGAGCCCGGUGCGCAGCCUCAUGGCGGAGCUCCUCACGCCCGAGAUGGGCUACCCGGGGCAGGGCGGCGAGGGCAAGGCGGCGGGAGACGGCCGGGAGUACACCGAACUGCGAGCGUUGAACCCCGGUGCCAUUCAAGCCGCACCUGGCCACCAACAUGCGGCCACAUCUCCACCACCGCUGGGAUACAAGGUUAAAGAAGAGCCCGUAGGUCAGUCCUGUAUGAUGGCGGCGGCUGGUGGGGACUUUACGGGACAGCUGUUUGAGAAGCACCAGAUACGCUCUGUGCACUUGGCAGCUUUUACGCACCACCACGCUACAGUUCCAAGCGCCUUACCGGGGUUCGGCGCGCACCACAUGCAGCACGCCGCUCCCCGGGGCCACGCGGGCUGUCAUGUGGCGCAAAUGACCUCGCAUCCACACCAACAUCACGUCCAACACCAGUACAUGCACGCAAACUACCAGCCGCAGUACGCGCACCAGAGCGUGGCGCCCUUUCAGGGACAGUACGGCAUGCACGGGGAGCCGGUGCGCGUUCACCAGCAGCACCAUCCGGCGUCCAUGCAGGGCAUGAUGCUCACCCCUCCGUCGUCGCCGUCGUUGCUCGAGUUUUACGCGCACGACGAGGCGGGCAGCGUCAAGCCGAAGCGAGGCCGCCGGUCGUGGCCCAGGAAGCGCGCCGCGACGCACAGCUGCGAGUUCCCGGGUUGUGGCAAAACGUACACCAAGAGCUCCCACCUCAAGGCCCACAUGAGGACACACACAGGUGAAAAGCCCUACCACUGUAACUGGGAAGGCUGUGGCUGGAAGUUUGCCAGGUCGGAUGAGCUGACCCGUCACUUCAGGAAACACACGGGACACCGGCCUUUCCAGUGCCACCUCUGCGAGCGCGCCUUCUCCCGCUCGGACCACCUGGCCUUACACAUGAAGAGGCACAUGUAAGGCCACGUUGACCCACCAGGACAUUUUUCUAUCCAGACUCCAUCAGUGGGAUUGUAGUCAGAUCAUCCAAGUGAACCCAAAAUGGUCCCGCUUGGGGACCUUUCGUGCCUUGGCAGAGGAACCAUAUCAAACGUAACAAAAUGUAUUCUUAUAGGAACAAGUGCCUCUCUGUCAGGGAAAAAUGAAAACGUGUUUUUUUUAUGUGCAUAUAUGAAUUUAUCUUUGGCUAAGUUAUAGUAGUUUGAUAUUUAAUACAUUUCCUCACCCUGUCUUUUGAAUAACUUAUUGAUUGUGGGUGAGAAUCUCGACAAAGACUGUGUAUCUGCUUCCCAAAGGAAGAAACGCACUGUGGGCCGGUCCCGUUGUACAUAUGUGAAAGAGUAUUUUUGUAAUGUUUACAUUCGCCUCUGAUACUACUCGAAUCAGGUCAGGGUUUUUGUCGACGACUUUUUAACUACAUUUUCUGACAGAUUUUAGUAUAUGCAAGAGAUUAUAUACAUUGCUUGAGCAUUUGCAAGAAGACAAUUCAGGUACUAAAAAAUUAUAUUUAGGAUACCAAGCAUCAAUUCAGGCCACUCUGAUUCAAAUGUUAUUGAUCGAUCAGUGUUUUUAGUGAUACGCUUUGUAUUUUGCUAUGGAAAAUGUUUUUUGUUUUUUAUUAAGAAUGAAGAAAUCAAUUGCAAUGGUCAAUCCUCUGUACUUCAGCAGAAUUGCCACUCAGAUGCACCAUUUUCCAAGAAUGCUACUGUUUUUAUGUACUCAAGGGCUCAAAAAUAAAAGUACUUUUACAAAUA
This is a messenger RNA of Scophthalmus maximus (turbot), 2221 nucleotides long. RefSeq names its product Kruppel-like factor 17 (gene klf17). Gene Ontology annotation, molecular function: RNA polymerase II cis-regulatory region sequence-specific DNA binding; DNA-binding transcription factor activity, RNA polymerase II-specific. The transcript is spliced from 3 exons. Gene Ontology annotation, biological process: regulation of transcription by RNA polymerase II. The coding region runs from base 57 to 1427 and encodes 456 amino acids. NCBI's taxonomy places the organism in Eukaryota, Metazoa, Chordata, Actinopteri, Pleuronectiformes, Scophthalmidae. The record is from RefSeq and is a predicted model, not a curated record.